AUGGCAAGUUCUUCGAUAAUUAUCUUAAUACUCUUCUCAGGUUUUACUGUCAUCUCCUGCCAAAAUGGUGACAACUGGGCAACUUGUGAAAAGUUUCCAAACGACUUUAAAUGUUAUGAUUGGUGUAUGCGAUUGAAUCGAUAUGCGGAGAUUUAUCUUGGAAACCGAGAACGCAGUGCCCGUCAAUGGCAAGAAGUUGCAAAAAUCGGGAUAAGUUGCAUGAUACCAGCUGCUGUUGUAUUAUUCAUUUGGAUGAAAAUCCGAAACUCCAUUCGAUUCCAUCGCGAGAGUGUGAAGAGACGCAGACACGAGAGAAAGCUCAAGUUUUUGCAAACUAAUCGAAUUCGAGAGACAAUUCUUGACCAGCCGACGAAUGAGGAAAUCGGGCAAGAUUUGGCAAAACAAUUCCCAAUUCGAGAAGGAGUUAUUUAUAAGAUGAAGAUGCGGAAGGAAUUGGAGAAAAAAUAUUUAGCUUUUAGAAGACUCAGAUUGACUCAAGAAAUGAGCAAUGGAGCAUUGUUGCAAAAGAGUAUGAAUGACAAACUCGAUUUACCGGAACAAUUUACUGCACUUGAGCUGGUUUGUGACGCAGAGCAAUCGAUUGUGGAGGAAGCAAAUUUUCACAAGGAUCCGGAAUUUGUCAUUGGAAGUAUUGCAAUGGAAUAUGAUAUUGUUAAAAUGGAUUCGAAGAGAAAAUGACACGUCGAAGGAGAAGGAUUUUUUUACUCUAAUUAUUUUUCUUACUUGUUGAAAAGAAAUAAAUAAAUUUAAUUUG
Caenorhabditis elegans is the source of this 775-nucleotide messenger RNA. RefSeq names its product VHS domain-containing protein (gene C48D1.9). Lineage: Eukaryota; Metazoa; Nematoda; Chromadorea; Rhabditida; Rhabditidae. The record is from RefSeq and is marked reviewed. Bases 1 to 699 code for a protein of 232 amino acids. The transcript has 7 exons.